Messenger RNA from Dunckerocampus dactyliophorus (ringed pipefish), 1145 nucleotides. RefSeq names its product iroquois homeobox 7 (gene irx7). The coding region runs from base 65 to 940 and encodes 291 amino acids. The record is from RefSeq and is a predicted model, not a curated record. Gene Ontology annotation, biological process: neuron differentiation; regulation of transcription by RNA polymerase II; cell development. The transcript is spliced from 2 exons. Gene Ontology annotation, cellular component: nucleus. Gene Ontology annotation, molecular function: DNA-binding transcription factor activity, RNA polymerase II-specific; RNA polymerase II cis-regulatory region sequence-specific DNA binding. NCBI's taxonomy places the organism in Eukaryota, Metazoa, Chordata, Actinopteri, Syngnathiformes, Syngnathidae.
UCAUCAUCACCAUCAUCAUCAUCCCAUCAUCACCACGGUUAUUACUACUAGAAAGGAGGGAACCAUGCCAGCCUCACCAGCCGACUUUGGAGCCUUCUUAGUGGACCGUAGCGUGCAGGGCCUGGGUCUGGGCCCCCCCGGCUACCAGCUUCCGGUUUUGGGGGUCCAGCAGCAGCUGGCGGCCAUGGCGGCCGGCGUCCCCGUCUCUUACUCGGGACUACACGGAUACAACCUGAUCCACUUGGCGGCCCCCCCCCACCACCAGCGACACGUCACACACAUGGGCAACGCCUUCGACCUGAAGACCACAGCCGCCUCCCCCUACCACCAUGCCCUUCUGGCCCGCGGCGGCCCCUUCUUCUCGCCAUACCGGCCCGGACCGGUGGAGGAGCCCGGGCGCGGAGGGGCCAAGGUGGCCACCCGUGAGAGCACGGGGGCGCUGAAGGCGUGGCUGAGCGAGCACCUGAAGAACCCGUACCCCACCAAGGGCGAGAAGGUCAUGCUGGCCAUCAUCACCAAGAUGAGCCUGACGCAGGUCUCCACCUGGUUCGCCAACGCCCGCCGCCGCCUCAAGAAGGAGAACCGGGUCAGCUGGGCCUCGUCCAGGUCCAAAUCUGACGAGGAGGACGAGGAGCAGGAGAGCGAUGAGGAGGAGGAGGAGGAGGAGGAGGAAGAGCCUCUGAGGAGAUGUGGUGACGAGGAGCAGCAGCCUGAGGUCAGAACACAGGAGAAAACCUCGGAGGUGACGGAGCCCCAGCCGGCGGCGUCCCCUCUGGACGGCAAAGACACACCCAAGCCCAAAAUCUGGUCGCUGGCUGAGACCGCCACGUCAGCGCCGGUGAAGACGGAGCGCACGUACCAGACCGCCGGGAGGGUGUGGGCAGAGUGGGCCUCCAGGGGCGCCCUGCUGGUCCCCGCCCCAUACGCCCAAAUCCACUGAGGACCCAGAAGGACGAUGUCCAACGUCGUCCAACGAAAGCAUCCGUGCACUUUAAGCUCUCAGACUGAACGCAUUCUACCCCAAAAAUAAGAAAACAAAUAAACACCAAAGAUCUUUCUAAGUGUAAAUAAAUGUACAUUAUUUUUAAUAAGCCUGUAAAUUAUCUCGCCAUCUGUACAAAAUGUUUUACUUUAAUAAAAAUGAA